UCCAUUUUUUGGCACAAAUCUUGAGAAGCUCAAUUUUAAUCUAAGCCUUCUAUUUUAGUAAGGUCCAUUUUUUGGAUCUCAAUCCUUUUCUUUCAACCAAACAAAUUUAAAAACCUCCCUAAAAUUGGCUUGUGAAGAUCGAGUGUUAGAAUAUGCGGUUUGUCGAUUAGAGUAUAUUAUCAUUGUUGCAGAUUCAUUCAGAACCAAAGACGAGGUUGCGAGGAAGAAAAUCAAUGGGGAAGGAGGUGUACAGAAACCUUGUGAAAGCAGUGAAGAAACACAUCGGAAAAGAAGAGCACAAAGCCCAUUUCACCGACUUUAUAAGAGAUGAGUUCAGGAAGAGCAUUAAUAGCCAAGCUGCUGCUGCUGCUGCUAAGAAGGAUCUUUCCUUCACUCAUCAUGAGAAUAGGUUAAAGCUUGCCAAAGAUUAUACCUUUCUCCUCAAUAGUGUUCACCAUCAAAAGGACUUGCUGUUUUCUUAUAACAUUGCAGUCGAUAGGUCUGAUGAGAUGAAAAAAGUUUUGAGUAAAUCUGCAGCCAGUGUCGGGCUCCAACUUCCUGAAGUUUAUCAGCCAUGACAGCCAUUUUCUCUGUUCAUUAGUGCUUUCGAUUCUGGAGAAGAACUGCUGAUGGACAUUCUUGUUAAUGGUGGAAGCAGUUUUUCUUAUCAUCCUCGAAUCAUUCCCGGCCACUCAAAAACUGGAAAUUGAAGUGCAUUCAUCAAUUUUUGCAGAAUUUCAGAAGGAAUCUUGUUACUAAUCUUCUUUAGUCAAGAAAACAUGUUGAGUUCUUUCUUUUUCUUUUUGAUGAAACAUUUUGAACUCAAAUUGUUUUUGUAUCAUUUUUGUUAGAUAAUAAUUCUAGGUGUAUUCAAUAUAAACUUUUGAAUGUAAAUAUAAAAUCGUUAAGUCUAUCAUGGACUUUUACCUCAAUGUUACCUACACUCACGGUCUAUUAUUCUAUCUUCCUUUUCCCUAAA
This is a messenger RNA of Cuscuta europaea, 979 nucleotides long. NCBI's taxonomy places the organism in Eukaryota, Viridiplantae, Streptophyta, Magnoliopsida, Solanales, Convolvulaceae. The record is from the annotation of a GenBank genome assembly.